Molecule: messenger RNA, 1368 nt
Organism: Aspergillus tanneri
Lineage: Eukaryota; Fungi; Ascomycota; Eurotiomycetes; Eurotiales; Aspergillaceae
Product: putative transcription factor Rap1
Exons: 4
Coding region: 1-1368 (455 amino acids)
Biological process (GO): regulation of DNA-templated transcription; telomere maintenance via telomere lengthening
Cellular component (GO): shelterin complex
Molecular function (GO): telomeric repeat DNA binding
Source: RefSeq, a predicted model, not a curated record
AUGACAGAGAUGAAUGUGGAUGGGGCAAGUGGGAGUCCAAACACCGAAUCUGGCUCUCUUUUCGAGGGAAAGCAGUUCUGGCUAUCAAAACAAAUUCCUCAGAGGGAGCGAUUCAAAGACAUUAUUAAGGAACAUGGUGGCAUCAUACGACUGUACGAGAAAGACGCAGAGAUUAAAUUGGUUGAUCACGCUAGAAAGAACCUCCCAGCAGACACGUUUUCCUACCGCUAUGUUGAGAACUCAGUCCGCAAAAAGAGACUAGAAAAUCUCGACGACUAUAAGGCUGGUCCUUCGGCCACUCGCCCCGUGGGAGCCACUAAUAUACCGCGUAGAGGACAUAAAAUCCCUUUUAGUCUGGAAGAUGACCAGAUACUCUGGGAUUGGAUGCAACCACACGAAAAUAACAAAAGUGCUCCUAUUAGUGGUAAUAGGUUCUACCAGGAGCUAGCUGAAAAGAAUCCUAGACAUACUUACCAGUCUUAUCGAGAUCGGUACUUAAGGAGACUUCGUGGGCGCCCCCGUCCGGGUGGUAUGCCACAACCCAUAUCUUCGACGUCUGCCGCACAGGAAAACAGCCAGGGAGGGACGGUCCCUCCUGCAACUUCUACAUCACCGAGGCAGAUGGCUACACAAGACACCGGCACGCCAGUUCAGAUGACAGAUGACAGAAAGAGGAAACGCACUCCGGUCUCUGAAACUUCAGAAACUACCUCGGGCGUAGAUAGCCCUAAUCCCAAAAAGAGAGCAGCAGUAAGUUUCGUGGAGAAUACACGUCAAGCUGAGCCUCGCCGAGGUGAAGGAUCCCCAAACCUUCGAGUCUCUUCACCAGAAGUCAUAACCCCAACUUUCAGCGAGUCACAUGCUAUGGAAAACCUCAAUGAGGACAAUACGAAAGAAGUUGAAGAAACACCGAGAUCUCAAGGCCCUGUAGAAGAACUGAAACCUAUUGACCCCUUGUUUUUAGAGCUACCUUUCUUGCCCUCAAGCUCGGAAACUCCGGAAACUCUGGACAGCCCAGGACGCACCGAAGGUUCCGAGCAGGACAUCGAUGUCUGGAUUGACCGUCGUCUUCAACCUGGCAAAGUAGAAGAGGAACUAGUGAUUGAAGCCUUGCGUUGCACCAGCAUGGACCCACACCUAGCCGAUAAGGUCCUAAAAUACUUGGUUUCAGGAAAAAGCAUCCCAGAUGAUAUGGCCGGCGUAUGGACCGCCGAGGAUGAUCGAUGUAUCGAGGGGAAAGACACCAGGGGUAUCGAAAGGGUUUUGAGCAAGCACGGUUCAGAAUACUUCAAUGCACGCUGGGAAUAUCUCGGAAUGGCAAGAUCGGCUGGAUUGGAAAAGGGUCAGGAAGAAACUACAGACCUUUGA